Molecule: messenger RNA, 1533 nt
Organism: Fraxinus pennsylvanica
Lineage: Eukaryota; Viridiplantae; Streptophyta; Magnoliopsida; Lamiales; Oleaceae
Source: the annotation of a GenBank genome assembly
AUGGCAGAAUCUCCCAAUACAGCAAUCUGCUUAGUCACUGAAGCCGAAGUUUCUGCUUUACCUGAGAAAAGUAUUGGGACUAAAGGUUUGCUUAAAACUAUACUCCGAAAGGGAAAUUCGUGGCAAACUCCAAUUCCUGGUGAUGAAGUUGAAGUUCAUUACAGCGUUGGGCUUCAAGAUGGAGAAUAUUUUGAUUCAAGUCGCAAUAAGGGAACCCCUUUUGUUUUCAAAUUAGGCCAAUGUGAAGUUAUCGAAGGAUGUGACGAGGGAAUAGCCACUAUGAGAAAGAGUGAAAGAGCAGUUUUCACAAUACCACCAGAUUUAGCUUAUGGGGAAGCUGGUUCUCCACCUAUGGUUCCUCCAAAUUCAACACUCAUAUUCGACGUAGAGUUGAUUUUGUGGAACCCCAUCAGAGAUAUCACGGGUGAUGGAGGAAUAUUGAAGAAGAUAACCCGGGAAGGGGACGGAUGGGCUACUCCAAACGAUGCAGAUGAAGUUCUAGUCAAGUAUGAAGCAAGGAGUGAGAAGGGAAUAGUAAUCUCAAAAUCUGAUGGACAGGAAUUUUCUUUGAAAAAUGGUUAUCUGUGUUCUGCCAUGAGCAAAGCUGUCAAAACCAUGAGAAAGGGUGAGAAAGCUGAGCUUUCUGUCAAGUUCUCAUAUGGGCUUAGGCAAUCCGAAGAUGGGACUUCUAUGAUUGAUGGGGUUCCACCUUAUUCUAAUUUGAUCAUUACUCUUGAAUUGAUAUCAUGGAGAAGUGUUAUAGAUGUCAUGGGAGAUGAGAAAAUCCUAAAGAAAAUAAUGAAAUUGGGUGAGGGCUUUGACCGGCCAAGUGACGGAUCCCUUGCGAAAGUGAUCUAUGUUGGUAAACUCGAAGAUGGUACUGUUAAUUCAAGAAAAGGAUCCGAAGAAGAACCUUUUGAAUACACAUGUUCAGAAGGAAAAAUCGAGGAGGGUUUAGAUAGAGCAGUAAUGACUAUGAAAAGAGGAGAAGAAGCUAUAGUCAAGAUCAGCUCUGAUUUUUGUUAUGGCUGUGAAGUUGGAGGAAGAAAUUCUUCAGCUUCAGUGCUUUAUGAAAUCAAAUUAGUAGAUUUCACCAAGGACAAACCAUUUUGGAAAAUGGAGGUCCAAGAAAGAAUGGAGGCUUCUUGCGUCAAAGAAGCUUCAGAAUAUAUUGAAUAUAACCACUCCUUCAGUGAUGAAGAAAAGCUGCAGGCAAAUUCUUUGAGAAUAUCAUGUUAUUUGAACAAUGCGGCCUGUAAACUGAAACUGGGAGACUAUCUCGAGGCCUCUAGACUGUGCACCAAGGUCCUGGAACUCGAUUCAUUCAAUGUUAAAGCUCUCUUCAGAAGGUCCCAAGCCUAUAUGAGUACAUCCCAUUUAGAGAAAGCAGAGUACGAUUUGAACCGUGCAUUAGCCAUUGAUCCAAGAAACAAAGAUUUGAAACUCAAACACAAGGAACUGAAAGAGAAGCAGAGACAAUAUUUUCAAGAAGAAGCUAAGAUUUUCAGUACCAUGGUUUCAAGGAUAAGGUAG